Messenger RNA from Momordica charantia (bitter melon), 3031 nucleotides. NCBI's taxonomy places the organism in Eukaryota, Viridiplantae, Streptophyta, Magnoliopsida, Cucurbitales, Cucurbitaceae. The record is from RefSeq and is a predicted model, not a curated record.
GACUCGUUCAUCUUUUUGCACCCACGUUCGUUUCUCUCUCUCUCUUCCCCGUGACAUUGAUUAUUAACUAUCAUCUUCUUUCUUUCCCUCUCCUCUCUAUUUUUUUUUUCCUUUUUCUUUCUUAGGGUUUCGAAUGCGACUUUCAGUGGCGGGUGAGGUUAAUUAUGUAGGUUUUUGCUUCUUGGAUUUUUCAUGCGACUGUUUCAGCUGAGAAUAUGUCCGACUACGGGUUGGUGGCGGUGGAUUUCUGAUUUCCGAGGCCUACACGUUCCUGCUUUCUCAUACUGCUUUCAACCCCGCGGUGUUGGAUCGUAGUUUGGGCAGGGAUUGGCAGUCGAUUGCAAUUGCCUGCCGAGAAUAGAAGCAUCGGGAGUAUGGAAUUUUGCUUGUCUUCAGGCUGUUUGAUUAACUAGGGUUGGUUGUGUAAAUAUUCGGUUACAAGUGAAGUUCACGACUCUCCUGUGUUAGAGGAAUUGUGGGCACGCCACGGUUUGGAGUAAAUGUUGCUUGGUGGACGUUGAAUGAUUGUUUCCAUGGACUUAAAUGCCUCGCCGGUGCCUGAUGAGGAUGAAGAGACGUUUGAGAGGCAUGAAGAGGUGUAUAGCGCUCCAGAGGAACAUAUAGAGACUGCUGUCAGUAUAGCACGGCGGGAGCGAGAAGAAAGAAAAAGGCGGUUGAAAAGAGAUCGCUCUAUUGAGAGACCAGUGCAUGAAUAUCAACAACCUGCUCGGGAUCAGUUUUAUCCUGCUAAAAACCAAAAAUCUGAUAGAAGCAGGCUUCCCCCAGGUUGGUUGGAUUGCCCUGCAUUUGGUAAAGAAAUAUGUUGCAUGAUUCCUUCCAAGGUUCCUCUGGGUGAAUCCUUUAAUGAUUGUAUAACACCUGGUAAAAGAUACUCAUUUAAGCAAGUGAUCCAUCAACAGAGAGUUUGGGGAAGAAAACUUGGUUUGGUGAUUGAUUUGUCAAAUUCUUACCGUUAUUAUACGACUUCAGAUUUGAAUAAAGAGGGUAUCAAGUAUGUUAAGAUUCCUUGCAAGGGGAGGGACUCUGUACCUGACAACAAGUCAGUCAAUAUGUUUGUUUACGAGGUUAUUCAGUUCCUUUCUCGUCAGAAACACUCAAGGAAGUUUAUUCUUGUCCAUUGCACGCAUGGCCAUAAUCGUACUGGAUAUAUGAUCAUAAAUUAUCUUGUGCGUGCACAUUCUAUUUCUGUUACUGAGGCUCUAAAAACGUUUUCUGAUGCCCGCCCUCCUGGAAUUUACAAGCCAGACUACAUUGAUGGGUUAUAUACCUUUUAUCAUGAAAGAAAACCUGAAGUGGUUGUUUGCCCGCCCACGCCUGAGUGGAAGAGAUCUUCAGAUCUUGAUCUUAAUGGCGAAGCAGUUCCAGAUGAUGAUGAUGAUGGAGGUCCUGCUGCACCUUUGAAUGAAAAUCACGAAGAUGGUGUUCAAUUGAUGACGAAUGAUGAUAUAUUGGGAGAUGAGAUACCCGAGGACCAGGAACGUGCUUUGAAGCACUUCUGCUACCAGAUGCUUAAAUUGAAUGCUGGAGCCAGAGCAAAUUUGCAAUUUCCAGGGUCACAUCCAGUGUCUCUUAACAGUAUUAUUAUGCCACAUGGAAAGCUGAUGGAACAAGAUAUAUGAUGCUAAUAACCAUGGAUGGAUGCUACUUGAUUGACAGGGGUUUUAAAUUUCGAAGAGUCCAAAUGAGAUUUCCUUACAGAAAUGCUAAUGAUGGCUUAGUUGAGAAGAUUCACCACUAUACAUUGCUUGAUGGAGAAAUGAUAAUUGAUACUAUGCCAGACUCUCAGAAGCAAGAGAGAAGAUAUCUUAUAUAUGAUAUGAUGGCAAUUAAUCACGUCUCAGUUAUUGAGCGUCCUUUCUAUGAACGGUGGAAGAUGCUUGAGAAAGAAGUGAUUGAACCUCGCAAUUAUGAGCGCCAGCAUAUUCACAAAAGUGUGAACCCUAAUUAUAGAUAUGAUCUGGAGCCAUUCAGGGUGAGGAGGAAAGAUUUUUGGUUGCUCUCCACAGUUACCAAACUUCUGAAGGAGUUCAUACCGAAGCUUUCACAUGAUGCCGAUGGCCUAAUAUUUCAGGGUUGGGAUGAUGCUUAUGUUCCUCGAACUCAUGAGGGUCUUUUAAAGUGGAAGUAUCCUGAAAUGAACUCUGUCGACUUCCUAUUUGAGGUUUUGGGUGAAGAUGAUUCUCAGGUUCUUAUUUUGUUCGAACGAGGAAAGAGGAAAACAAUGGAAGGAAAUAGGGUUAAGUUUAAAGAUGGUGAUCCCUCCUUCUAUUCAGGAAAGAUUGUUGAGUGUUCUUGGGACUCUGAUGAGCAAGUAUGGGUCUGCAUGCGUGUCAGGACAGACAAGACAACUCCUAAUGAUUUCAAUACUUACAAAAAGGUCAUGCGCAGCAUUAGAGACAAUAUCACAGAGGAAGAUUUGUUGAAGGAGAUUCACGAGAUCAUACGCUUGCCCAUGUAUGCUGACAGGAUAAGGAAUGAUAGUAAAGCAGCCCAACAUACAACCUCAACACGACGGAGGUGAUAUCUAGACGUUGCCCAAAUACAAAACUUAGGCAGUAUUAGUCGAUAAUCUUCGGAUGAGAUGCUGGAAAAGUGUCCCCCCACAUGUUUUGCUUGUUCGUUCUGUUGCCAGCUUUACGAAUGUCCCCUUGGUUGAGUUGUGCAUAUAUAUUAUUGAUAGGGUGACCAAGCCAUUAGCAGCUUCUCCUUGUGGUAUCCUUUAGUGUGUGCAGAGCUGGUGAAUUGUAUGAUCCAGUCAGUGCACUUAAUAGUUGUCUUGAAUUAGGGCUUUGAAAUCCAUUUCUUCUAGUUUUCCAGGUGAAGAGAUGUAGGAUUAGGAUCAUCAUGUAUAUUAGUAUUUUAAUUUUUCGUUAUUUAGUGAUUGCUAAGCAGCAACUCGAAGGCAGUCAUUUUAAGUAAAUCUGAGCCAAGUUUUUAUAGCAAGGUUUUACAUUUUUACUGUUGUGAAUAGCCUCUACUCUUAAUGAUCAUGUCUCCACUGUCUUUUCUA